GAGCUUUUUUAGAUGUGUUCUUUCCAGCUACAGGGAUUCUGAACGUUCCUAUAAAUGUGUAUGGGACAUUGUUUUUUUUCUUUUCAUUGGCAGUGCCAUUGAUGCUUUCACUAUUUUGAGCAGUCAACUGGGUGGGGCUUGGUAUGGGUUAGGAGGGAUCACAGAAUUCCAUUCAGGUCAGCAGGAGGGGUCACAUAAUUCUAUUCAGGUCAGCAGGAGGGAUCACAGAAUUCCAUUCAGGUCAGCAGGAGGGGUCACAGAAUUCCAUUCAGGUCAGCAGGAGGGAUCACAGAAUUCCAUUUAGGUCAGCAGGAGGGAUCACAGAAUUCCAUUCAGGUCAGCAGAAGGGGUCACAGAAUUCCAUUCAGGUCAGCAGGAGGGAUCACAGAAUUUAAUUCGGGUCAGCAGGAGGGAUCACAGAAUUUCAUUCGGGUCAGCAGGAGGGAUCACAGAAUUCCAUUCGGGUCAGCAGGAGGGAUCACAGAAUUCCAUUCGGGUCAGCAGGAGGAAUCAGCCAAUUAAUUAUACUGCUGCGUGAACAUUCUGUAACUGUAGAUGGCAGUAAAUCACCAACCUUGUCUCUGUACCUGUUUAGACUAAACACACUGCAGCACAGUAUGCAGCUACACUCUAGCACAGUAGGUGGUGGUAUGAUCCUAUUCAGUUUAUUUAUGAAGUGUCACUACACUCAUAGAAGUAAAGAAAACCCACAAUGGCUCUGGCCUUGUUGUCACAGAAGUGGCCAUUGCUGAAGAUAGAAGAUGAGCUGUCUAGUACAUCUCUAUGGUAUGGGGUGACGAGGCUAAUAUGUUAUUGUUUCUUUCCCUACACACCCAAUGUGAUGGAUGUGACAUCUCUGUCUAAGGCCAACCACGCUGGAGGACCACUCGACGCGAUGCCAAGUGGCGCUCGGUGUUCAAACACCGCAACUAAUGGAAGCAACGUUAAUGCACCAAUGCUAACAAGGUGUUCAGUUGGAAAGGACUUGCAUUUAAGUUGUACCACAAAUAUUUAUGGCCAUGUGCCUGGAGGGGAGAUGAUUGACCAGCAGGGGCCAGUGUAUGACCAGAGUAAGGAGAAACAGAACAUCCUUCACAUCAGAGACGAGAUCAAAAAACACCAAAAGAUUAAGUCUGAAACCAUACUAGAGGGUAUUGCAACCCAAAGCACAUCAGUCCUUAACAAGGUCUACACAGAGUUGUACAUGGUCACCUGUGAUUCUACCAGCAUCAAUAAGGAACACGAGGUGUGGCAGGCCGAGACGGCACACCUCAAAGACUACUCUGAGGCGUCUGUCAUAAAAUGCCAAGAUCUCUUCAAGCCUGCCGAAGACGAAACUAUCAGAUGUGUGAUGACAAAGGGAAUCGCUGGCAUUGGGAAAACUGUGGCAGCUCAGAAGCUCAACUUGGACUGGGCAAAUGGAAAAGAAAAUCAAGAUCUAGAUUUUCUAUUCCUCCUAUCUUUCCGGAAGCUGAAUUUGAGAAAAGGCCCGUACAGUCUGCAUGAACUUCUUCAGCUCUUCUACCCUGAACUUAAAGACAUAAACGUUAGGAAGAUGUAUGAUGAACAUAAGGUUUUGUUCAUCCUUGACGGCCUGGAUGAGAGCCAACUGCCACUAGAGUUUGAUGAAAUUGAAAACAGGCUGAUAUCUGAUGUGUCUGAGUCUGCUUCACUGGACGUUUUGCUUACAAACCUCAUCACUGGCCGUCUUCUCCCUGGGGCUCUCCUCUGGAUAACCUCCCGUCCAGUAGCGGCCAAUCAGAUCCCCAGAGAGUAUUGUCAUCGAGUUACAGAGAUCAGAGGGUUCAAUGAUGCUCAAAAGGACGAGUACUUCAGGAAACACAUCAGAGAUCCAGAGAUGGCCAGCCGCAUCAUCUCAGACAUAAAAGCAACCCGGAGCCUCUACAUCAUGUGCCAUGUACCGGUGUUCUGCUGGAUGGCAGUAACUGUGCUUCAGGAUAUACUGAGUAAAGACAGCAAGAGUGGGCCAAAGCCUCGAUCUUUACCCACAACCCUCUCUGAAAUGUACAUGCAUUACAUUAAGAUUCAAACAAGGAUCAGUUUCGAGAAGCAUGGACCAACACAGGGGAAACAACUUUCUUUGAUGUCAAACAAAGACAUCAUUUUGAAAUUGGGAAAGCUAGCGUAUCAGAACCUGGACAGUCAAAACGUGCUCUUUACAGAACAGAACUUGAAAAACUGUGGCAUUAGUGUCAUGGAAGCUGCUACAUGCCCUGGCCUGUGUACAGAACUUGUUGAAUUAGAGCAUGGACUGUAUCCAAAGAAAGUGUACUGUUUUGUACACUUAAGUGUUCAGGAGUUCUUUGCUGCGCUGUACGCAUUUCAUGAAUUUGAAAAUGGUAGGAUUGACUCAGUGAAAGCCUUAAUCAAAAAGAGGAAAGGGGCCACUUUGUUAGGUUUUCUCAAAGGUGCUCUGGACAGGGCAUUAGAUAGUAAAACUGGACACCUGGACCUUUUCGCGCGCUUCCUUUUCGGGAUCUCUCACGACUCCAGCCGGGCAAUCCUUCAAGACAUUCUGGGAAAAACAACCAGUGGUUCACAAUGCAACAAAAAGUUAAUCGGAUAUAUCAAGAUGUUGAAAAGGAAGGACCUCUCUCCAGAGAGAUGCAUCAACUUGAUCCACUGUCUGCUUCAGCUGAAGGACCGCACCAUUCUACAGAAUGACAACAACAACCAAGUCUCGCCUUCCGACACACAGCCAACUCCAUUUCGGUGUUCUCUCCUGGCGUAUAUGUUCAUUAUGUCAGAAAAGCCUGAAGAGUUUGACUUCAGGAAUAACAAAACUUCUGAGGAAGCUUUUCGCAGACUGACUCCUGCUUUGCUGUCUUGCACUAGAGCGUUACUCAACUUUUGUGACAUCACAGCACUGGAGUGUAACACUGUAGCCUCCGUUCUUCAGUCUGAGAAUUCCCACCUGACAGUCUUGGACCUGGGACACAACAACCUGGGAGAUGAAGGGGUGAUCCGACUCUGCUGUGGGCUGCGGAACCCCAACUGCAAGGUGGAAACCCUGAAUCUACGCCACAAUCAUGUGGGAGUUGGCGGUGUCAUUGCAAUCUGCGAAGUGCUGACUUGUCCCACCUCAAAACUCCUGAACUUGGACCUCAGCUGCAAUGACCUUGGGGACCCGGGGGCAAAGUUGCUUGCUUUUGCCCUCCACAAGUGUUGCAAGCUGCAAGCACUGAGGCUAUCUGGCUGUUUGAUCACAUUACCUGAGGAUGUGUCCUCUGUCCUGGCCAUAGCUUCGAGGUCAGCAUGCUUCCAGAUGAAAGAGCUGGAUCUGAGCUACAAUCCCCUCGGAACCGUUGAAUUGGAUUUCCCGCUUCAGCUGAACAUGGACCACGGAGGAGAGAGCAGGAAUAAACCGGGUCUGCAGAAAUAUGCCAUUGAGGUCACACUAGACCUCAGCACAGUAAACGAUUUCCUGUCCCUGUCUGAGGGGAACAGGAAGGUGACCCACCAGAGGAAGAAGCAGGACUAUCCCUUCACCGAAGAGAGGUUUGAUAACUGCAACCAGGUGCUGUGCGAGGAGGGCCUCUGCGGGCGUCAUUACCUGGAGGUUGAGUGUCUACACGACGUACAUAUAGGCAUGGCCUACAAGAGAUUAGAGAGGAAAGGAGCCGGGGAGAAUGUAACGCUGGGACAGAAUGCUGUUUCUUGGGCUUUGUACGCCUCAAAGGAUAAGUUCCAUGCCCAGCAUAAAAAAAUGAUUCACAAUUUACGGCUCCCUGAAAUCAAAUCAAAUGAGUCCUAUAGAAUAGGGGUGUUUCUGGACUGGCCGGCCGGCAUCCUGUCCUUCUACAACAUCUCCUCGGAGUCUGACAAACUGACCCACCUGUACGCAUUCCACACCACAUUCACUGAGCCCCUUUAUCUUGGGCUUAGACUUCAAUCCCCAACAUCAACCAUUUCUCUCAUAGUCAAGUAGCCUACAGUACAUCUAAGCAUUGUCUUUCAGAAAGUAUAUGUGCCACUGGGUGGGGAGGGAGAGGCGUUAUAGAAAAGUUUGUGGCCAUACUUAGGUGCUAAGCUAAUGUAGUAUACUUGAGAACAGAAUGGAUCAUGGGUUUGCAGUACUGUUAUGUUGUAUCUCUACUUUAUUCCUCUUGUUAUAUUUUGUGAACAAAGAAUGUAAAAUAAUGUCCUAUAUACUGUAUAGCCGCUUCAUUUUAAAAGAAUGUCAAAAGCUGGCUAAUGAUCUAACAAUGGAACAAAACUUUGUCUGUGCCUUCAGAAAGUGUUCACACCCCUUGACUUUUUCCACUUUUUGUUGUGUUAAAAAGUAGGAUUAAACUGGAUUUAAUUGUAAUUUUUGGUCAAUGAUAAUAAAAUAAAACUAAUACCAAGGUGGUAGAAA
This is a messenger RNA of Oncorhynchus mykiss (rainbow trout), 4378 nucleotides long. The record is from RefSeq and is a predicted model, not a curated record. NCBI's taxonomy places the organism in Eukaryota, Metazoa, Chordata, Actinopteri, Salmoniformes, Salmonidae.